Molecule: messenger RNA, 927 nt
Organism: Dracunculus medinensis (Guinea worm)
Lineage: Eukaryota; Metazoa; Nematoda; Chromadorea; Rhabditida; Dracunculidae
Source: the annotation of a GenBank genome assembly
AUGAACCGAACAAAUGGUGAAUCGGAUCGCACGUUGUGGAUGGGUGAUUUAGAUGAAAAAUGGGAUGCGAAUACGAUUGUUGAAGCAUUUGCCCGAAUGGGCGAACAAGUAAUAAAUGUUAAAUUGGUUUCAGACAAGCAAUCGGGGAAACAAGCUGGAUAUUGCUUUGUGGAGUUCCCCGAUCGAGAAUCAGCCCGUAGAGCAAUGCUUCGUAUUAACGGUAAAAUAAUGCCUAAAUCAAAGCCUCCGGCUGCUUUUAAUUUAUCCUUCGCUAAUUCGCCAAGCGCUGCGUAUACUGAAUACAAUUUAUUUGUUAACAAUCUUCCUUCAAAUGUGGAUGAUGCAUCAUUAUUCCUGAUUUUUGGUGAACGAUACGAAUCAUGUCGCGGUGCAAAGGUAUAUCGCAACACUGAUGGUUCAUCUAAAGGUCUUGGUUUCGUUCGAUUUUCUAACCAAACAGAUCAACAAAGAGCCUUGCUCGAAAUGAACAAAUACCGAGUAGAAGGUCGACCCAUAUUUCUUAAAUUAGCGCAACCGAAAUAUCGUGCUCCUCGGCAACCGAAGUUCCAAGGAGUCAGUGGCGCGGAUACCUUCGGCUAUUAUGUUCAGCAACAGAAUAUUCCGGAUACCUCUUCCUAUUAUAAUACUGGCAAUGCAAGUACCACUCAGCAUUCUAAUUACCCCGUCUCGGAUGCAUACUCCACACCGGUGGCUAAUCAAUCGGCUUAUUAUUCUGGAGUUGGGUCGGUAGAUUCAUAUAUUCCGCGUGGCACAUUGCCUAUCAGAGAUCCUACUGCAGAAGAAAGUAAUGAUUUUCUUGUGAAAAAUGGUGAAGAAUUUUAUGAAGCACUCGAAAGGAGUCGUUGGAGCCAAGUUGUUUGUGAUGCAAACAUAACUAUCGAUGAUCUCAUUCAUUCUUUAUCAUGA